AUGAUUAUCUACCCUGGGAAUACCUCAUCAAUACAUUUAGAUAACAUUUCUUUUACUGCUGUGAGUGCUACUAAUCAAAGCCAGGAAAUCACAGAUGAAAUGAGACUUAUCCAGGCUGUACUAAUGUCUUGUAUGAUUUGCAUCACUGGCACAGGGAAUGCACUUGUUAUACUUGGCUUCAUAGUAAACAAAAAUCUAAGAACUCCGAGCAAUUACUUUCUUCUAAAUCUUGCCAUCGGGGACUUCCUUACAGGUACAUUCUCUCUACCAUUGUAUUUAAAAAAUUUUAUUAUCAGUGGAACCUGGGUGUUUGGAAAACAUGUUUGCAAACUGUGGCUUACAAUUGACUAUACGCUGUGCCAGUGUACUAUUUAUAAUAUUGUUUUAAUCAGCUGCGAUCGUUUCCUGGCUGUUACCAAAGCUGUAAAAUACAGAGAUCAGCAGAAGAAAAUAAAACUGGCCUUUAUGAAGAUGGCAGCUGUGUGGAUUGUAGCUUUCCUGAUCUUUGGCCCUGCAAUUAUUUUUUGGGAGUAUAUUGUGGGAUACAGUGUAAUACCAGAUGGUGAAUGCAAUCCUGAAUUCUAUUAUAGCAGUCGGUAUUUACUCUAUUCUUCCAUUUUUGAUUUUUUUGCCCCAAUGACUGCUAUAGCAUUUUUUAAUCUCAGCAUAUAUUUUAAUAUAAGGUCUCGCAUGAAAAACAAGAAUCAGAACAGUUCUGUUAAUGUAAGAAAUAUUAUAAAGGAUGACAUUUUUUUGGUGGAAUCUGCUCUCAACUCAAACCAUGUUGGUGCACCGACACAAAAAAGCCCAAAACAUCCAUCUCGUAAAAAACAGAUACGUAUCAUUAGACUUGUAUGUACAAGCUGUAAAGUCAACCCUGGUAAGUAUACAGAAAAAAGAGGUGACGUUCCUGCAGAAUAUGUCAGACCCAUGUCUUAUGAUCCAGCCAAAAAUGCAGCACUAUCCAAAGAUAAAAAAAUAGCCAAAUCAUUGGCGGUUCUUGUAGGCACAUUCUGCAUAUGUUGGGCUCCAUAUUCUUUAAUCACAAUUAUUAAGGAAGGGUUUUGCUCAUGGUGUAUAUCACAAAUUCUGUAUGAUGUCACAUGUUGGCUUUUCUUCCUCAACUCCUUAAUUAACCCAUUUCUAUAUCCACUCUGCCAUCCUGCAUUUAAGAAAACAUUGCUGCAACUUCUCUGCAUUGACAAAUCAUCAAAAAAGUGA
This is a messenger RNA of Xenopus laevis (African clawed frog), 1221 nucleotides long. It is a transcript of the gene hrh4.g1.L, whose product is annotated as histamine receptor H4 gene g1 L homeolog. Gene Ontology annotation, biological process: chemical synaptic transmission; G protein-coupled receptor signaling pathway; adenylate cyclase-inhibiting G protein-coupled acetylcholine receptor signaling pathway. Gene Ontology annotation, cellular component: synapse; membrane; dendrite. NCBI's taxonomy places the organism in Eukaryota, Metazoa, Chordata, Amphibia, Anura, Pipidae. The record is from RefSeq and is a predicted model, not a curated record. The transcript has 3 exons. The coding region runs from base 1 to 1221 and encodes 406 amino acids. Gene Ontology annotation, molecular function: G protein-coupled serotonin receptor activity; G protein-coupled receptor activity; octopamine receptor activity.